Messenger RNA from Cryptotermes secundus, 4544 nucleotides. RefSeq names its product E3 ubiquitin-protein ligase RNF19B. NCBI's taxonomy places the organism in Eukaryota, Metazoa, Arthropoda, Insecta, Blattodea, Kalotermitidae. Gene Ontology annotation, molecular function: ubiquitin protein ligase activity; ubiquitin conjugating enzyme binding; zinc ion binding. The record is from RefSeq and is a predicted model, not a curated record. Gene Ontology annotation, biological process: positive regulation of proteasomal ubiquitin-dependent protein catabolic process; ubiquitin-dependent protein catabolic process; protein polyubiquitination. The transcript is spliced from 14 exons. Gene Ontology annotation, cellular component: ubiquitin ligase complex; cytoplasm. Bases 240 to 3014 code for a protein of 924 amino acids.
ACCGCUACUUUGAUGAUCCCUGCACUGAAACCCGCCGUAAUCGUUCAUUGAUGUUUUGCGUGAUUGUGUAGUCCGGUGUAUUCUCCUUUGGUUUGAGCGACAGACGUGGUGGGUGUUUUGUUAGCUAUACAUUCUUCAAUCUCGAAAAUGGAACACUGUAAGAAGGUUAUGUGGGCUAGCUAGGACUGAGCAAUGACUUCCUAGCAAACUUUUUCGCUAGUUUCUUCAACACUGGCAGAAUGCGCAAGUCCCAUGAAGCAGACAGUCACUCAACAUGUUCAACAGCUAAUCAGCGGAAACGAGGAUUAGCACGCUUUUCAUUGCGUCGUCUGCUUUACUCUAGUCCUCUUGUAGCCAGGCGAGUUACUAGAGGUUCUUCUAGCACCUCUAAGAAUUCAAGAAGUACAGGAGAUGGACGUGGAAGUGGGCCAUCUAGAGAUGUGGAGAGAGGAGAAGCUGUCCGGCUCAGUAGUGUUGUUACUGGAGGAACUCCACUUCAUGAUGACCUGCAGCAAACUCCCAGUAAGGCCUCAGGCUUUGGAACAAGUGCUGGAAAGAGUGGUGAAUUGGGUAUUGCUGAAUGUCCACUCUGUCUCGCAGAGUUACCAGUGGAAUACUUCCCAGAACUGUCUACGUGUGGCCAUCGUUCUUGCUAUGAUUGUUACCAGCAGUAUCUACGGAUUGAAAUAUCAGAGUCCCGAGUCAGCAUAGCCUGCCCAGAAUGUUCCGAGCCAAUGCAUCCAAAUGAUAUUCGGAUGAUUUUGAAUGAUAAAAUGCAAUAUGAGAAAUAUGAGGACUUCAUGGUGCGUCGAGUAUUGGCUGUGGACCCAGACACACGCUGGUGCCCAGCUCCAGACUGCAGUUUUGCUGUGAUAGCAGCUGGAUGUGCCAGUUGCCCAAAAAUCAAGUGCGAACGUCCCGGUUGUGAUGCUUACUUCUGCUAUCACUGCAAAGCAGAAUGGCAUCCAAACCAGACUUGUGAUGCAGCUAGAGCUCAGCGAUCUCCAAAUGUGCGUUCUUCGUCUGUCAGCUUCAGUCAGGACUCACAGCAUCGUGAUGACAUUAAACCAUGUCCACGAUGCCAGGUAUUGAUUGUGAAGAUGGAUGAUGGUUCCUGCAACCAUAUGACUUGCGCCGUGUGUGGAGCUGAGUUCUGUUGGCUCUGUAUGAAUGAGAUUACUGAUCUCCAUUACCUAAGUCCAUCAGGUUGCACAUUUUGGGGCAAGAAGCCAUGGUCAAGAAAAAAGAAACUUCUCUGGCAGCUGGGCACAUUGGUUGGUGCUCCUGUAGGAAUCAGCCUAAUUGCAGGCAUUGCAGUACCUGCUAUGAUCAUUGGUAUUCCAGUGUGGGUUGGUAGGAAACUGUAUGCUCGUUAUGAACAUGCCAAUAAGCAUAAACGGAAUUUAGCCAUUGCUUGUGGAGUCACUGCUUCUGUACUUGUUUCACCGGUACUUGCUGGUUUGGCUGUAGCCAUGGGUGUCCCUAUUCUCCUCUUUUUUGUCUAUGGAGUUGUACCAGUAUCUCUUUGUCGGUCAGGUGGUUGUGGAGUCAUUACUUCAGGUUCAGGAGUUCGAUUUGAUUUUGAUGAUGAAAGUGAUCUGUUAGGAGUUCUUGGUGCCAGAAAUACUGAUGCAGUAUCCAUGGAUGCUGUGAGUCAUCGAGGAGGAAACCCAUCCAUUGGAGAGGUUUCCCUAUCAUUAGGCAGUGGUAGCCAAUUGGAGAGACUUGGACGAGAGAAUGAUAGGGAAUCAGCAAGCAAUGUUGCUCUUGCCGGAGCAAGUAUAGCUGGGAGCAUUGCAUCAAGUUUACUGCCAGGAGGACAGAGGCUAGAAGUGCAAGCUGAUGUAGCCUCUGCACAAAGAUUCAGCAUGAGCAGUGAAACUGCUUCAGCAGCCACCAGUUUGUCUGAGAAGUCUGUGUCAGCUUCAAUAGCCGAUGAUGGGGCAGCAUCAACACGUGCGCUUGCUGGAUCAGUUUUGAACUUUAGAAUGGAUUCUAGUUCCUUGUCUGGCUUCCGUGGAACAAGUGCUGAUGCAUGCACACCAGUUGAAGUACACACAGAUUCAGCAAGCCAACGCAGUGAUGACGUGGCUGGGCCAGCAUCUCUCAGUUCAUUGGAGGAACUUACAUCAGGAAUGAUGCGACGUACACGAAGGAGACCACCUCUGGAUCGACAGGGUAGUGAAAGUAAUAGUUGGACUGCUGGUGGUGAAGAUGGUGGCUCAGAGAGGGUACGGUUUGAUGAUCAUGUAAGUUUCAUUGCUCCUCACUCUUAUGAAGCAUCACACAGCAGUCAGUGUGAUAAAGAUGGCAGUGCUAGUGGGCAUUCCAGAUGGUGGAGUACAGAGGCAAGAUGUCGUCGCGAACUACCGGGAGAGGAACAUGCGGGAGACUUUGGGGACGUGAAGAGAGUAACAGCCAUAUGGCAAGAGUUAAAAAGCAAUGGAGAAACUGUGGAUUCAAAGGCAGCAGAUGAAUGUGUUGUGGUGGAUAGAGAUGAUGAUGAAAAUAAUGAUGCAAAUGAUGAUGAUGAUGAUGAUGAUGAUGACGACGACAACAACGUUGAUGUUACUGUUGCUUCUGCUGUUACUUCUGCGAACACUGCUGCAGCUACCUCUGCUGUUGCAACAGCUGCUAUUCCUGCCAUCACUACUUCAACUGCCACAUUUACUGCCUGCUACCAUGUUGCUUCGAAGCCUGACACUUCAGCAGAAAUUGUCAACAAGGACAAAUUACAUGGAACAUCUGGUACCAUCAGUGGAUGUAGCAAAUCCACAUCAACUUCUUCUCUGAGGAAUGUGUUCUUCCAUGCCCCACCUAGUGAGAAUAAAAGACUCUCAAAGUUGCGUAAACCACAGGAAUCUGUGGGACCAUUCAUGGAUGGAGAGCAACAGAACUUUGCUAGGCAAACUCUUACAUUGCCAGUAAUACCUGAACCUUCCAUUGACCAACCACACUCGAGCCCUGCAAGUGAUGAGCCUGUCAAAAUUGAAAUCCCCAUUGAAUCUGAUUAAGUGUAUAGAACUGUGUUCUGACGGUAUAUAAGACUGAACUUAUUCCAAGAAUCUAAUUCUGGUGAUCCUCUGUUAUUUGCUAAACUAAGUUUGAAGUAACCCUCUUAACCUUCAAACAUUAUAACCCAUCCCCCUUUAUUUUCACUCCUCACAAUUAUGAGAUGUGAGUCUAAUUCUGGUGAUCCUCUGUUAUUUGCUAAACUAAGUUUGAAGCGAUCCUCUUAACCUUCAAACAUUAUAACCCCUCCCCCAUUAUUUUCACUCCUCACAGUUAUGAGAUGUGUUUGGUUAAGGCUAUAUUCAUAUACGCAUACUCUGUUCUUCCUAACAUAAAUGAAUGAGUGCACAUGUAUUUUUUAUAUUGAAGUACUAAUGUUUGUGUAUUAUAUGACUGACUACUUGAAGGAGAUUAUUUUUGUUUUUACAUUGAAGUACUACAUUAUUUGUAUUGCCUAAUAUAGUCAUAAAGUGUAAAAUUAAAUAAUUAAUUAAUUAAAGUAUUGUUUUUACCAUUUUGAAAUAUAAAUUAUUUUCCCAGUUAGUAUUUAAUUUUCGAAUUACUGUUUUUUAUUACAAAAAUGCAGUAACAGAGCUGCUGGAAAUGCAUUUGGAUAAAUAGUGUGAGUAGUUUCAUGAGAACAUUCUGUGUUUAGUACUGCCCGAUACUGUAGAGACCUAUAGUAUUUAUUUUGUUUUGGAAACUUAAAGUGACAUUAUGAAUUUCAAGAUAAAAUCUUUAUGAUGGUGCAUACAAAGAAUUUACCGUACUUUCUUUUUUAAGUUAUAUUACGGGAUUAUUUUGGGCUCUGAAUGGAUAUUUUGUAUGAUCAUUUGCUUAUCUUCUAAUGACAAAGUUGAAAAUUAAUUUUGUUAUGUAUGUGUGUAUAGGUCACAUCUUUUGUGGUGAUUGUAUGGACUUGAAAAUGCUUGCAUCAUCUGUCCCUCAAAUAUAAAUUAUUAAUACUAUGCAGUAGUUUGUAUGGAGGAGGAUAUACCAGCAGUGUACAUUUGCAGUCCCAAAUCAUUUGCAGAGCAUAUGAUGUGUAUCUCUAUAUGAAGCUUGUGUGUCUUGUUAACCAUUGAAAUACAUUGAAGGAUUUCUUUGUUUCUUUCUUCCAUGAUCUGAAACUAGAAGAACAUUGUCAUGCUUGAUGGAAUAGUAGAAAUUGUUAUUGAUGUAGCUCAAUUCAGUGCAGCUAUUUUACUUUUAAAAUGUACUUUUUCUUGCCAUUAGUUUUGUAACAUAGAAAGGGAAUCAUAAAGUGGUAAACAGUAUUAGAUUGAUGUGUUCAUCAGUCUUUACUAUAAUACGUUGCUUGAAAGAUGGCCUGCAUAUACUGUUCAGCUGUGUUCCUAAACAGUUCUAUUCGUAUGAAAUGUAUAAUGCAUGCAUUAUCAUGCCUUAUUACUGUGUUUUAACAAAACAGCGAAUAAUGUUUUGCCUGUUACUUUUAAGUAAAAGAAGAUGUUCUGUUUAUUAAAAUUUAAGUUGAAACGUAAUAAACUAUUGAUGUGGUGUUUGAAAUAAUA